AUGAGUGAAGCCAUCAUCGACAGUCGCUAUCUCUCGGCUGGCGCAAACAGGUAUGCGGCCGCCGCCGAUUGGGGCGAGAACGGUCUCGUCGCAUUCGGCUCCGACACAAAUAUCUGUCUCUGGAACCCUGCAGACUCGAGAGGCAUCUCGCACAUACUGAGUGGACACACUGCCCAUGUGCGGGCUGUGAAAUUCCUGCCCCGAGAUGAUGACCAGGGGGAGGUCGUCCACUUUGUCAGCGGCGGGGACGACAAGCAGCUUCGGCUGUGGGCCAUCGACCCGGAGACGGGACUCGCUUCGUGCGUCCAGAAUGUCCAGGAGCACACUGAGCCCAUCAACUGCAUUGCCGCCCUCACCGGGGCAGCAUCGGCGACUACCGCAAGACGGAUAUUUGCCACGGGGGCUGCAGAUGCCACGGUCAAGGUCUGGGCCCUCGAGGCAGGCCGAAUGGCGCUGCUGCAAACCAUCAAGACGACCAAGAAAUACAUCCCCCUCACUGUGGCCCUGAGGGCGCUCGAUGAGCACGGGAACGGUCUCAUGCUGGCGGUUGCCGGGACCACCAAUGUCGUCCAGAUAUUCACGGCCUCCCUGGCAGACGGGACAGCAGGAGUUGAGUUCACCCUCCAGGCCACGCUGCCAGGGCACGAGACCUGGAUCCGCUCGCUCGACUUCGUCCAGGAAAAGCCCGAGAGGGAAAGCGAUAUCCUCUUGGCCUCGGCAAGCCAGGACAAGUAUAUCCGCCUAUGGCGCAUUCACCAGGGCACGGCGCUGUCGGCCCUGAGCGCCGCGGGACUCGAUCUCUCAGCCGACUCCCUGAUGCCGGGCAACAAGAUCCACAAGGUUACGGCGGCCGGGACCAAGUACUGCAUCAUGUUCGAGGCCCUGCUCCUGGGCCACGAGGACUGGAUCUACAGCGCCCGGUGGUCGCGUGCCGCGGAUGGCAAGCUGCAGCUGCUGUCUGCCUCGGCGGACAACUCCCUGUGCAUCUGGGAAUCCGACACCGAGUCUGGAAUCUGGAUCACGGUCGCCCGCCUCGGCGAGGUCAGCAGGGAGAAGGGAGCGACGACCGCCACCGGCAGCAUCGGCGGGUUCUGGACCGGCUUGUGGUCGCCCUCGGGCACAACCGUCAUUACGCUCGGCCGAACGGGCAGCUGGCGGCGGUGGGACUACGACGCAGCCGCGGAUGUGUGGAGGCAAAACUUUGCCAUCUCCGGCCACACCCGCGCCGUGACGGGCAUCUCGUGGUCGCCCGACGGCGCCUACCUCCUCUCCACCAGCGCCGACCAAACCACCCGCCUCCACGCCGAGUGGACGACUGGCAGCAACACGAACGCGCCCUCCUGGCACGAGAUGUCGCGCCCUCAAAUCCACGGCUACGAUCUCAACUGCAUCUCCACGCUGGGCCCCUCGUCCUUCGUCUCCGGCGCCGACGAGAAGCUCAUGCGCGUCUUCACCGAACCCAAAGCCGUCGCCCGCAUGCUCAGCCGUCUCACCAACACCGUCGCCACUCCGGAACCCUCCUCUCUCGCCCCGGACGCAGCAAACAUGCCGGUGCUGGGGCUCUCCAACAAAGCCAUCGACGAAGCCGACGCCCUCGUCGACAACGACAACGACCCAUCCUCCUCCUCCUUCCCCACUCCCACCGCCACCACAACCCACAACAACAACCACCCCGUAACCUCGUCCCCGCUCGACGCCAUCACCGACCACCCACCGUUCGAGGAGUCGCUCUCGCGGCACACGCUCUGGCCCGAGACGGAGAAGCUCUACGGCCACGGCUACGAGCUGGCCUGCCUGGCGGCCAGCCACGACGGCGCGCUGGUGGCCAGCGCCUGCCGCGCCAGCUCGCUCAACCACGCGGUCGUGCGCCUGUUCGAGACCCGCCGCUGGACCGAGCUGCGCCCGCCCCUGGCCGCCCACGCCCUGACCGUCGCCCGCGUCCGCUUCGCGCCCGACGACCGCCUGCUGCUCAGCGUCGGCCGCGAUCGGCAGUGGGUCGUCUGGGAGAGGGGGGCUGCUGCUUCUGCUUCUGGUGGUGGUGACGGUGGUGGUAGUGGUGACAGUGGUGGUGCGGGGGGUUAUAAGCUGGCGCAGGCUAAUCCCAAGGGGCACACCCGCAUGAUUCUGGAUGCCGCCUGGGCGCCGACUCUCGGUGACGGCGGUGUGCGGGUGUUCGCGACGGCCGGUAGGGACAAGCAGGUGAAGGUGUGGGUGCGCCAAGGGGAUGGGGAGCAGUUCGAGCUGGGCCUGACCGUGGCCGAGGAGCACCCCGUCACGGCGCUCGAUUUCGUGCCCGAGUUGACGGCCGACGGGCUGCUGCUGCUCGCCGUGGGUACCGAGGCAGGCAAGCUGCUCGUGCUGUCGCUCAAGGUCCAGCAGGGACAGGUGGAGGUCGUGUCGACGCUCCGCGUGAGGCCCGAGCUGUGCUUGCCCAAGGCGGUCAUGCAGCUGGCGUGGCGGCCGGCAAGGGAGGGGCAGAAGGGAAGGGAGCUUGCUAUCGCGGGUGAGGAUGGAUCGUUGAGGAUAUACGCAUUUCCCACGCUGUAAGAGGCUGAAAUGGGGCGACGGACGGUAAAAAAAUGAGAAUGGGCAUGCCUGAGCUUCGUCCUGGUCACUUGCCUCUGCACUUGGGCCGUGUCUUUUGUAUGUGCCGAAACAUGUGGAUCGGUAUAUACGGUAUUAGCCUAUUAGCUGCCCAAAUUGGGGCUCUAUCCCUUAACCAGGUGUCCCUCA
This is a messenger RNA of Thermothielavioides terrestris NRRL 8126, 2733 nucleotides long. RefSeq lists its product as uncharacterized. Gene Ontology annotation, biological process: tRNA wobble uridine modification. Gene Ontology annotation, cellular component: elongator holoenzyme complex. The transcript has 2 exons. Lineage: Eukaryota; Fungi; Ascomycota; Sordariomycetes; Sordariales; Chaetomiaceae. Gene Ontology annotation, molecular function: protein binding. Bases 1 to 2547 code for a protein of 848 amino acids. The record is from RefSeq and is a predicted model, not a curated record.